GGCCUGAUGAGGUGUGGAUAUUGGAUGGCCACGACAGUCGGAGAAGAGAGUACAACAGACGGUUGGCCGCUGGACUAGUUCACUGUGCCUUUUCACCUGGUUCUGAGAGAAAACGCCGGCGGUGAAUGCUCUGGAGUAAAACACACCCCGUUGCUACUGCUGCUGCUGCUGGGAUAAUCUAGAUGUGGAUUGUUAUCACGCGGAUAGUGUUCGCUGGACGCUUUUUCACUGAAGACGAACACAGUUUUGUGGUAGGCCCGUAUAUGCAGGCAUUCACCUGUGCGUUUUACAAUACGUGGUAAAUGAUGAUAUCGGGACCAAAUUAAUGGGAAAACCUACAGUGCGUCUUUAACAGUGUUUCAUGUUCGCGCAUACUUUCUAUCGUUUUUGUUGAGACAUCUGUUUUCCUUUAGAUUUCAUUUUAUACCGUAUAAAAAUGAGCGGACCAGGUACAGAAUCAGGUACGGGAACAACUCUCCGGCCCUACCUACGGAGAAAGAAAUCGUCCUUAGGGGAGACCAAAGUGGCCAUGGUUGGAAUGGACGGAGUUGGCAAAAGUGCUAUUGCUGUUCGUUUCUUAACACGGAGGUUUAUUGGAGAAUACGACCAAACUUCAGAAUCUAAAUACAAGUACACAACGGUUGUCGAUGGUGAAUCCGUCUCGUUUGAAAUACUGGACACCCGAUCUACGGACGGGGACCAUGGUGCUCGUGAUGACGUCAUACGGUGGGCGGACGGAUUUAUGUUAAUAUACUCUGUGACGAGCCGAAAGAGUUUCGACGCUCUUCACGACAUCAAACGUCGGAUAGAAGAGGGUAAGAAGGCUACCCACGUCCCCAUGGUGGUUCUAGGCAACAAAUCCGAUAUGACACACGUGCGACAGGUUACCAACGACGAAGGUGCUCGGCUGGGUGCUGAUUUUGCCUGCCCAUUUCUGGAACUCUCAGCAUCAGAGGAUGUGGUUAAAGUGGUGGAAGCCUUUCACAGUCUUUGUCGCGAAGUGGUAGAAUACAAACGCCGUUCACGGACAUUCUUGGACCGGGUGUUUGGCCUCAAGAAAUCUUGAUGACACCAUGAUACUUAAUUCCUGGACGAAGCAGAUGCAGCCUCACCAGAUGACGUGAGUAAGCGAUUCUGGGCGGAGCAACGGCAUUCGAGCUUCCGGAAAAUCGGCAUACAUGUGUGAGAACUCAGACAACUGGAGCUUUACAGUGCUUAACUGCUUCGGGCUCGGCAUUUGCUUUUUUCGGACACCGUGUCCAUCCGUCCUAAAACGUUACAUGGGUACCUUUACAUAAGUGGAAUUGCAUUCUUGUUCUAUGACCGAUUGGGUCUGUAUGACACAUUAUAUCAUUGGAAAUGCUCCUUGUCAAUGCUGGACGGCAUAUGUAAACGUUCACCACG
Molecule: messenger RNA, 1404 nt
Organism: Liolophura sinensis
Lineage: Eukaryota; Metazoa; Mollusca; Polyplacophora; Chitonida; Chitonidae
Product: ras-related and estrogen-regulated growth inhibitor-like
Exons: 5
Coding region: 437-1066 (209 amino acids)
Molecular function (GO): GTPase activity; GTP binding
Source: RefSeq, a predicted model, not a curated record